Molecule: messenger RNA, 2902 nt
Organism: Oncorhynchus keta (chum salmon)
Lineage: Eukaryota; Metazoa; Chordata; Actinopteri; Salmoniformes; Salmonidae
Product: SLAIN motif-containing protein 1
Exons: 9
Coding region: 203-2005 (600 amino acids)
Biological process (GO): cytoplasmic microtubule organization; microtubule nucleation; positive regulation of microtubule polymerization
Cellular component (GO): microtubule plus-end
Source: RefSeq, a predicted model, not a curated record
GGGGGUGGAGACAGUCUGUAGCACGCCACCAUCCCUUAUUGGGUGACUUCUGAAAGCUCUAGUCCUGAUGGACACUAGAGCAAGCGAGAUACAACCCAUACCCAAAUCACAGUGUGGGCAACGGGUGAGCUGAGACCGAGUGUAGCUUACCCCGUCCACCAUUUAAUAAAACAUAUAUCGGGUAUUUGUACUUUUCCAUCCAAUGGAUGCAGCAGUGAUGAACCCCAAGAUAAUGACGGAUGUCAACGGCAACAGCAAUGCCGCGAACGCAGAACUGGAGGUGAAAAAGCUCCAAGAGCUGGUUCGGAAAUUGGAGCGGCAAAAUGAGCAAUUGAGGACGCGGGCGAACGGUUGCACUGGCAACCCCCACAUUCUACCUCCCUCCCCGGCCUACAUGGCCGGGAGCUACUGCAUACCUAGCCCGUUACCGACGCUACUGUGCCAGUCUUCCUUGGAGUCAUUUUUCCCGUUGGAUGAACCGUUCGAAUAUUUACAUUCGCAUUAUGUUGAUACUGCUCUCGACAACGAGGCUGAUUAUAUGGAACGUACGGUUCUGGAUGAGGUGGACAUUCUGGACCUAGAUGCUCUAUUCUCAAUUGAAGACUCUGAAGCUACCUGGCUGUAUGUGUCAGCCAAGGCCCGGCUGUGGGGGGAGAGCCCUGUUACCCCCCUCCAGUGGAGCAGACAGGUCCUUGACAGCCCCAGAACAGAGGUGGAGUCGGCCCGCUCACUGUGCCUCAGGUUGGACCAAGUCCAUAGGUGGCGGGGGGUCUUCUCCAGCCACUCUUCCCCUGCCCUCCCCCUGAGACGUGUAGCUGGAGUGUCCCCCCUCAGUGCCUCGUUCUCCAGGUCCUGCCCCACCCCUCCGCCCGCUGACAGACCUGCCUCAUUCUCCUCACCCCUCCAACCUCUCCUCCACCUGUCCCUGACUCCUGUAGGGAAGGCUGAGAGAAUUCCCACAUUCCUCCCAGCCAAUCGCAGCCGCAGCCUCCGGCGGUUCCUCCUCAGCCCCCAGUCUUCCAUGGACAGUGAGCUCAGUGCCUCCGAGCUGGAGGAUGACUCUAUCACGCAGGGAUACAAGCUGCAGGACCUUGUUGACGUCCAGGUCAUGGCUCGUCUGCAGGAGGACAGUCUUCGUCAGGACUACGCCACCACCUCCAUCAACCGCCGCAGCGCCAGCUUCUCCUUCCUCUCCCUUCAGCACAACGGCGAGGCUGACCUGGAGGAGGAAGAGGAUGAGGAAGAGUACGGGCAGCUACCUCCUCCCCAGCCCUGUCUGACCCGUGUGGGACCCACCCUGCAGCGCGGCCUCUCCCACUCCCACACCUUCUCCAGCAUACGGGACUGGAGGAGGAGCACAACCAGCCUCUCCAGCCCCUCCAGCCCUCAGUACCCCUCUGGAGGAUUCUCCUAUCAGCCCCCACCCCAGGCCAGCCCCACACUCAGCACCUACACACCCGAACAACAGGGCUUCAGGCCUGGAUCAGAUAAGCUGAGGAGGAGCAUGCCCAACCUGUUCAGGGCUCCCAGUGUGCCUAGUCCACUGAGCCCAGCCAAUCACAUCGGCUCUCCUUCCACCCUUCGGAACAGUCUGAGCUUCGACUCGUCCAAUGGGCUGGCCAGCAGGCUACAGUCCUCCAUCCCUUCACCCGGUCAGUUGCAGAACAGAGUCCAGAGUGUGGGGAACUUCCAGUCGUUGUCACGGCAACCUCUCAAAGCCACAGCCUACGUCAGCCCCACUGUGAAGGGGCCAGUUACCAUGCCGACCUCCACCAGUCUGCAGUCCCUGAGCGGCAUCCCCCUCCCCAGUAAACCAGCCGUGGGGGUUGGGGGCACUCCUACACCCCCCCGGAGCAGUCUGCCCCGCCCCGCCUCCUUUAUUGGGACCAGCUCCACACCUCGAAGCAAGAUCGCCCAACCCACACGCAGUUUAUUGACACCUCCUAAGAGCUUGUCCAGCCUGAGUGCCCUACGAGACGGGAGCUGGAGGGAUGGCUGCUACUGAGAGAGGGAUGAAUGGAGAGAUGAGAUUCAGAGAAGAAGAAGAGCUGGCAAUGUAGAUAGACCCUGCUGGUUGGGGUCACUCACUGCCACACAAAUAAUUAUUGGGGAAUUGAGAAGGCAGGUCAACCAAACUAUAGGGAAUAACAACCUUGUGUAGAACGCCCUCAUGAUUGGGUAUGUGAGGUGUGGUCAGCACUCAGUCAAACAUGCAUUCUCCACCUGUCCAAUUUGGUCUGUGCCAAGGGGAAUCCCCCUGUUGAUAUGUUUAUGCACUAACAAGUUUUAACCACGUUAUGGUUACAUUAACAUACUAAAGAAAGAGCUGCCACUUUAUGCUAAUUAAGCCACAUAAUUCGUUUUUUUACUUUGGAAUUCUGAUUAAUAAAAGGUGUAAUAUGCUGCUAAAAAAAGUCUAAAUCACUCCCUGUUGUCUGGGUGGGUGUAUUUGGUCUAAUUUUUACAUGGCAAGGUAUAUUUAAAAUACAUCUUAUGAUUAGUGUAGGGACAAAAGUUAACUUUCAGUGUGCAUUGUUGGGAUGCUGAUCGUAUUGAUGCAAUAUUCUUCAUGAUUUAUUUAAAAAUGUUAUGUGAAGCAUAUUAACCAAAUUUAAAGCUAACGUCUGAAUCUGUUUACAAAAUGUCUCACCAAGACAGGGAAAUGACUUCAAGUUGUGUUUUGGACACUUUUUAAACUAUCAAGAUUCACUGGUAUAUCUAUGAAAUAUUUGUAAUUGUUGCACUGAUUGUACAAGUGUGAAUUGAAAUUAAUUGAUUUUGUUCCUUUUAUUUGUGAUAUUGCACUUUUAUGGUUAAUUAUAAUUUUGUUGAUGAAGAGCACAGGGUAGAUGUUUUGUCUUUUGGGCUGAAGGAUUACUUUUUAAAGAUCACUUACAUUGCA